Molecule: messenger RNA, 1879 nt
Organism: Ctenocephalides felis (cat flea)
Lineage: Eukaryota; Metazoa; Arthropoda; Insecta; Siphonaptera; Pulicidae
Product: zinc finger FYVE domain-containing protein 26 homolog
Exons: 8
Coding region: 1-1209 (402 amino acids)
Biological process (GO): mitotic cytokinesis; regulation of cytokinesis; double-strand break repair via homologous recombination
Cellular component (GO): lysosomal membrane; centrosome; midbody
Molecular function (GO): phosphatidylinositol-3-phosphate binding; metal ion binding
Source: RefSeq, a predicted model, not a curated record
AUGCCUCUAGUUGCUCCCAAAAAAUCUGAAUGGAUCCCAAAUGAAUCAGCAAAUGAAUGUAUGUGUUGCAAACAAUUAGUUUUUACAAUGUUUAAUAGAAGACACCAUUGUAGACGAUGUGGCAGAGUUGUAUGUGGAUUAUGUUCAAUGAACAGGCUGAAGUUAUCUGCUUAUAAAGAUUUAAAUGUUCGUGUUUGCAAUCAAUGUUAUGAUCAAACAAGAAUUGCUGAAGGUAUUUCUAGUGACUCCUGCACAUCAGACGAUGUCUCGUCAACUUAUUCCAAAAGAGAUUACAAUCAAUCAAUUAGUGAAAAUAUUAGUGAUGAAAAUGAAUGGAUAUUAGCAGGAGAUUUAGAUCGAGAUAAUGCAGUAAGAGAAGAAUUUGGUUUUACGCAUGCUCCAUCAGUCUCAUUAUGUUUAUCAAUUCUGUCUCUUUAUGAUGACUCAGAAGAAGCACCAAAUUUUUUGCUGUCUGAAUGUGAUGCUGUGAUUAGAAUAAUGAAGCCAAAAAUUAUAGGAGUGCCCAAUAAUGAGAUAGAUUACUCAUUGCUAAUUGAAAUAAUGCGAUCAAUGGCAAUUGCAGCUAAAGUGAAGUUUUCUCAUCUUAUACAAUUAAAAACAAAUUUUACCUCUGAAAUGUCUGGGACAAAUGAUGCAAUAGAAAAUAAAUGUACUUCUUAUUACUAUGCUGGUAUUUCACGUUGUGAUUAUAUACUGAAUUAUGCUGACUUAGCACAAUUGCUUGUGGAGCAUAGUUGUGAAGGACUCCUUACACAAACCAUGGAAGCUUAUGAUAUUCAGAUAUUGCGUGAGCAACUGAUGCUAUCUGAGCGAUGGACAGUGGCACUUGAAGUUUCUUUGAAAGCGGGUCUUGACAAAGCUAGUGUGUUUGCAGCUUGGGGUAAAACUUGUUUAAGGGCUGGUGCUUUUUUAACAGCUAGAGAGAAAUUUAGUCAUUGUCUUAAAGCAGUACAUAAUUCAUCGACAUCUUCCAGUGCACAACAUCAGGAGAUAUUUACAGUUGAGAAUUUCAUGGAAGAAAAAUAUUCAAGAAAUGUUUUUAAGUAUGCUACAAAUUAUACUGACAAUAAUAUACAAGAUUCAGUUUCUAAAGUACCAAUAAAUGCAAGACCUUCCAAAGACCCUAUAUUAUUAAAUGAAAUAAUUGAAAUUCUGGAGAAAACACAUACACUAUUGAUGCAAGUAUAAUGAAAAAUUUUGAAGAAAUUAAACAGUCCCAAGAAAAUUUAUUACAGAAAAAAAUAGGUGGUCAUAUGAGGAACAAUUUACCAGAACCUCCAUUAUAUGUUUUACAUACAUUAUCUAAUUUAAAAAAUAUUAUGAAUGGCAUAUAUGAAUCAGAAGUGGAGGGUGAUAAAUCCAAACAAAAGAGCAAACGUGUAAAAGGUAGAUCGGAUAGCAUUCAACAUCAAUCGUCUGAUAAUCAUGAAAUGAAAAAUUUAGAAAAAUUUAUUUUUGAUGAAUGUAAAUAUUAUUUGAAGACAUAUGGAUCUCAUGAAGGAAUUAUAAAAUUUUAUAUGCAACAUUCCACAGUGAAUCAAGUUUUAGAAUAUAUUUUAAAUAAUACUGUAGAUAAAAAUAUAUUUACGGAAGCAGUUUAUAUGGAGUGUUUAAAAACUGGAUGUAUUGAAACUUUGCACCAUCACAUGGCUUCCAUGGAUUCAACACUCAUUAUCUGGAAGGACUAUCUCAGCAAUACUUGUAGAUAUUUAGAAAAAUAUAAGUAUAUGAACACACUCUACUCAUUACAACUAUUUAUGAAAGAUCUUGUAAGAGCCAGCAUGACGUGCAUACAUUUUUAUUCAUUUAAUUGCUCCACAUAUACUAGUUUACAUGAAAAUGCAGAAUAUUUAAAUAC